CAUAUAUAGAACUUCAUCCUACACAAGUUCUUCACAAACCAAAAGAAUCCUUUAGCCUUGGAGAUGGAUCCCAAAAUACUUUAUUUCCUUCCUCUGGUAUAUCUCUUCACAAUUACUUUUGCUUCCACAGAGGAAGCAACAACUCUUCUUAAAUGGAAAUCAACUUUCAAAAACCAGAAUAAUUCCUUAUUGGCUUCUUGGACACUACGUCAUCCUGCUGCUGCCAAGAAUUUUUCGAGCCAUGAUCCAUGCAGGGACUGGUAUGGAGUUAAAUGCUUUAAUGGUCGAAUAAACAGGUUGAAUAUUACAAAUUCUGGCGUCAUUGGUACACUCCAUGAUUUUCCAUUUUCAUCUCUACCUUUUCUUGAAUAUAUUGAUUUUAGCAUGAACAACCUUUCUGGUCCCAUUCCUGCAGAAAUAGGGAAACUUACCAACCUUGUCGAAAUUGAUCUUGAUACAAACCAGUUAACAGGUCAUAUUCCUCCGGAAAUAGGCAACUUGAUCAAUGCAAAAUUGUUCUAUGCUUACUCCAAUGAAUUGUCUGGUUCCAUUCCUAUUGAAAUAGGGAAGAUGAAGUCACUUGAAAGUUUAAGCUUACAGAAAAACAAUCUUUCUGGUCCAAUUCCAAAAUCUUUAGAUGACUUAACUGAGCUCAAAAUUUUGUACCUUUAUUCUAACCAACUUUCUGGUCUCAUUCCUAGUGAGUUGGGGAAUCUGAAAAACCUCAAUGAGCUAGAUUUAUCCGAUAAUAAGCUUAGUGGUUCAAUUCCAAUUACUUUAGGUGACUUAACUGAGCUUGAAACUCUAUACCUUCAUUCUAACCAACUUUCUGGUCCCAUUCCUCGAGAAUUGGGGAAUUUGAAAAACCUUAACGAUCUGGAUAUAUCCGAUAAUAAGCUUAAUGGCUCAAUACCAAUUACUCUAGGUCACUUAGCUGAGCUCAAACUCUUGCAUCUUUAUUCCAACCAACUUUCUGGUCCCAUUCCUAGUGAGUUGGGGAAUCUGAAAAAAUUGAAUGAUCUGCAAUUAUCCAAUAAUCAACUUACCGGUCCUAUUCCUGGUUCAUUUGGCAAUUUGAGAAACUUGCAAUUUUUGUAUCUCCACACCAACAAACUUUCUGGUCCUAUUCCGAAAGAACUUGCAUUUUUGGAUAACUUGGUAGAGCUGAUAAUAAGUGAAAAUCAGCUUUCAGGCCAUUUGCCUGAGCAUCUUUGCCAAGGUGGGAAACUUGAGAACUUCACGGUGAAUAGUAACAAGCUUACAGGGCCAAUACCAAGAAGCUUUAGCAAGUGCUCGAGUUUCAAAAGAGUUCGGUUGGAUAACAACAGUUUUACUGGGAAUUUAUCUGAUGCUUUUGGCAUCCAUCCACACCUUUACUUCAUUAAUUUGAGCGAAAAUGAUUUUUAUGGUGAACUCAGCAGCAACUGGGGGAAAUGCAAGAGUUUGACUGAUUUGCGGGUAGCCAGAAAUAACAUUAGUGGUAGCAUACCACCGGAGAUUGGAAACCUCAAAGGGCUUCAAGGACUUAUUCUUUCAUCCAAUCAUUUGGUUGGACAGAUACCUAGGGAAUUAGGAAAAUUAACCUCUCUGGUUAAUCGUCUUUUGCGAAACAACCAAAUUUCUGGCAAUAUUCCUAUGGAACUUGGAUUAUUGACAAAGUUAGAUUACCUUGAUCUAUCAGACAAUAGAUUGAAUGGUUCGAUCCCACCGUUUAUAGGAGAUUACCAGCACCUGUUUCACUUGAACCUAAGCAACAACAAAUUUGGCCAAAAAAUUCCAAUAGAGAUUGGGAAGAUAACUCAUCUUAAUGUACUGGAUUUGAGCCGUAAUCAUCUUGUUGGAGAGAUCCCCCCUCAGUUAGCCAAUUUAAAGGUGUUGGUAAACUUAAAUCUUUCACACAAUGGCCUAUCUGGGCGCAUUCCUCAAGAAUUUGAAAGUUCAACUGGUUUGCAGGAUGUCGUAUUGUCAUACAAUCUGUUGGAAGGUCCAAUCCCUAAUAAUAAAGCUUUUAUCAAUGCCUCAUUGGAGGGUAAUAAAGGUCUUUGCGGCAAUGUAGUAGGAAUCCAUCCCUGCGGAAUGCCGUCUUCUGUGGUGAAGAAGCACUCAAUGGCGAAGGGACGUAAACUCAUCCUCAUCAUUGUACUUCCUGUUAUGGGAGCACUUGUUUUACUCUGUGUUUUCAUUGGUGUUCUCUUUAUGUGUGAUAAAAGAAGAGCUGGAGAUGUUGAAAGAAGGGAUGGUGAUGGUUGGCUUUCGAUAUCCAUGUUAGAUGGGAAGGCAUUGACUGGGAUUAAGCACCGGAACAUUGUGAACCUCUACGGCUAUUGUUCGAAAGCACAACACUUGCUCUUGGUUUAUGAGUAUGUGGAGAGGGGGAGUUUGUCUAGCAUUUUGAGCAACAAGGUUGAGUCCAAGAAAUUGGAUUGGUUUAAAAGAGUGAAUAUCAUCAAGGGUGUUGCUUUUGCUUUAUCUUACAUGCACCAGGACUGUUCACCCCCGAUUGUCCAUCGAGACAUAAGUAGCAGUAAUGUUUUGCUUGAUUCUGAGUAUGAAGCUCGUGUUGCAGACUUUGGCAUAGCGAAGCUACUCAAGCCAGAUUCAUCGAAUUGCACUGCACUUGCAGGCACAUAUGGCUAUGUUGCACCUGAGCUUGCAUAUACUAUGAAGGUUACACAAAUGUGUGAUGUCUUUAGCUUUGGAGUACUAUCAUUGGAGAUAAUAAAAGGAAAACAUCUUGGGGAAUACAUUACCGUGCUAGCAGAUUCAUCGACUAUAGAUCCUGAGCAGCUUAGCGAUUUUCUGGAUGAACGGCUUCCAUAUCCUGAAGAUAGAGUAAAAGAGGCUUUGGUUUUUAUCAUCAAGCUAGCAUGCUCUUGUUUGCUUGAAAACUCCAAAAAUUCAAGGCCAACAAUGCACUUCAUCUCUCAUAAGUUAUCAUCAAUGGAUGCACGUCCACCUAUUCAUCAGAGAAACCCCCAUGUAAGGCGAGCAAUAUAA
This is a messenger RNA of Solanum tuberosum (potato), 2997 nucleotides long. Its product is annotated as probable leucine-rich repeat receptor-like protein kinase At1g35710. Gene Ontology annotation, biological process: protein phosphorylation. Gene Ontology annotation, molecular function: ATP binding; protein binding; protein kinase activity. NCBI's taxonomy places the organism in Eukaryota, Viridiplantae, Streptophyta, Magnoliopsida, Solanales, Solanaceae. Bases 64 to 2997 code for a protein of 977 amino acids. The record is from RefSeq and is a predicted model, not a curated record. The transcript has 3 exons.